AUGGGUUGUCAUACUUGUACUCAUUUACGUCGUUUAAAAGAAUCUGAGAAAAAAUCUUAUAUGGAUUUUACAAAACAGAAUAUAACUGCCCAAAACUCUGGUGUAUUUGAAAGAGGUUACAUACCAACUUCUAUUACAACUACCAGCAGUUCUAUUUCUA
Messenger RNA from Racocetra persica, 160 nucleotides. The record is from the annotation of a GenBank genome assembly. Lineage: Eukaryota; Fungi; Glomeromycota; Glomeromycetes; Diversisporales; Gigasporaceae.